UCGUCGUGUACUGGCUUGGCUUGAUCUCACUUCAAAAUCCCCAUCGACCCCCCUUACAAGCCAGGCUGUUACUUGACCCCUUCCCGACUGGUUAUUCAUAGUUGCUACCAUUGGACGUCUUGGUGGCGGUGGUUCACUCCAUAAUUUGAAAACAAAGUAGAUUUUCUGCAUCAAAAUGGGUGCUUCAGCAUCAGUCCCACAGAAAUCAAUCCAUGAAUUCGCAGUCAAGGACAGCAAGGGUCAGGAGGUGGACCUCAGUAUUUAUGUAGGGAAGGUCCUCCUUGUUGUCAAUGUCGCUUCCAAAUGUGGGUUUACACAGUCCAACUAUACCCAGUUGACUGAGCUGUACGACAAAUACAAAAAUAAAGGUUUUGAGAUCUUGGCAUUUCCAUGCAAUCAAUUCAUGAAACAAGAGCCUGGGACAAGCCAGGAGGCGCAGGAGUUUGCUUGUACUAGAUUUAAGGCUGAAUAUCCGAUCUUCCAAAAGGUACGUGUCAAUGGAUCAGAUACAGCCCCUGUCUACAAAUUCCUCAAAGCACAUAGUGGUGGUUUUUUUGGAUAUAGUAUCAAAUGGAACUUCACCAAGUUCUUAGUUGAUAAGGAAGGUCAAGUCAUCCAUCGUUAUGCCCCAACCACUGCACCAUUAGCGAUUGAGGCAGACAUCCAGAAAGCAUUGGGAGUGGUGUGAGAGAUGAUAUUCGGCUUAUAAGAUGGACUGGCUCAGGGCAAAAUAUACUUGUAGAGAGAAUCUAUGCUGUAAGCCAAAUUGUUUAUUCCUUUGAAUGGUCAUCCCCUU
Molecule: messenger RNA, 796 nt
Organism: Ilex paraguariensis (yerba mate)
Lineage: Eukaryota; Viridiplantae; Streptophyta; Magnoliopsida; Aquifoliales; Aquifoliaceae
Source: the annotation of a GenBank genome assembly